GUCAAAAUCAGUCGAAGUUAAGCGGCGACAACACACCCUCACAUCGAGCAGUCAAUCCUCCUUUCCUCUGCAAGCUACGGGAAUCUUCUCCCGUUUUGGAUCGUUAAACCGUCGCCACACGUGACAGAAUCACAAACGACCAAACAAGGCAAUCAAUGGCGUAAUGAAGUGCCGCCGCCCUGGAGUACAAAUGAGUUGGCGCUAGCAGCCAGUUCAUUCCUGCCCUGGGAUCCUUCCUCAUCUCAUCCAUCCGUAAGCAUAAACUGAGCAUUCCGAGGAAGGAGUUGGUAGGUUGAGACUCGAGACUCGAGAGUAGUAGUAGUACUAGGUGCGGCGGCGGCGGCGGCGAUGGAGGGCGGCGCGCAUGGGUUCGACGGGUCGGCUUUCCGGGAGUGCUUCUCGCUGUCGUGGCGGAACCCGUACGUGCUCCGGCUGGCCUUCUCCGCCGGCAUCGGCGGCCUCCUCUUCGGCUAUGACACCGGCGUCAUCUCCGGCGCCCUCCUCUACAUCCGCGACGACUUCCGCUCCGUCGACAAGAACACCUGGCUCCAGGAGAUGAUCGUGAGCAUGGCGGUGGCGGGGGCGAUAGUGGGGGCGGCGGCGGGGGGGUGGGCGAACGACCGGUUCGGGCGGCGGGCGUCGCUGCUGGCCGCCGACGUGCUCUUCUUCGCGGGGGCGGCGGUCAUGGCGUCGGCGACGGGCCCGGCCCAGCUGGUGGCGGGCCGCGUCCUCGUGGGCCUGGGCGUCGGCGUGGCGUCCAUGACGGCGCCGCUCUACAUCUCUGAGGCGUCCCCCGCCCGGAUCCGCGGCGCGCUCGUCAGCACCAACGGCUUCCUCAUCACCGGCGGCCAGUUCCUCUCCUACCUCAUCAACCUCGCCUUCACCAGAGCUCCGGGCACUUGGCGCUGGAUGCUCGGCGUCGCCGGUGUCCCCGCCGUCGUCCAGUUCGCUCUCAUGCUCUUCCUCCCCGAAUCCCCCCGCUGGCUCUACCGCAAGGGGAGGGAGGGGGAAGCAGAGGCGAUCCUGAGGAGGAUUUACACGGCGGAGGAGGAAGUGGCGAGGGAGAUGGCGGAGCUCAAGGAAUCCAUCUCCUCGGAGUCGGAGACGAAGGCGACGGGGCUGGCGGCGGCAAUGGGGAACGCGGCGGUGCGGCGGGCGCUGGUGGCGGGGGUGGGGCUGCAGGUGUUCCAGCAGCUGGUGGGGAUCAACACGGUGAUGUACUACAGCCCCACCAUCGUGCAGCUCGCCGGCUUCGCCUCCAACCAGACGGCGCUCGCGCUCUCCCUCGUCACCUCCGGCCUCAACGCGCUCGGCUCCGUCGUCAGCAUCUUCUUCAUCGACCGCACCGGCCGACGGAAGCUGCUCGUCAUCAGCCUCGCCGGCGUCGUCGCCACGCUCGCCCUCCUCUCCGCCGUGUUCCACCAAGCCACCUCGCAUUCCCCCCUCGUCGGUGCCGCCCAGACCGCGAGAUUCGACGCCUCCCUCACCUGCCCCGCCUACCGCUCUUCUUUGUCUUCGUCUUCUUCCUCUCAGGCGAUCUGGGACUGCACGCGGUGCCUGAAGGCGGCGGACUGCGGCUUCUGCGCGGGUCAACAGAAGCUCUUCCCAGGCGCGUGCUUGGUCGCAAACUCGACCUCCAAGGACGCAUGCGCCAUCCAUGGCGGCGGGGGAUCCUCGUCGUGGUACACGCGGGGGUGCCCGAGCAGGUACGGGUGGCUGGCAAUGGCGGGCCUGGCCUUAUACAUCGCCUUCUUCUCCCCGGGGAUGGGAACCGUGCCAUGGAUCGUGAACUCGGAGAUCUACCCGCUGCGGUACCGGGGCGUGUGCGGCGGCGCGGCGGCGACGGCCAACUGGGCGGCGAACCUGGCGGUGGCGCAGUCGUUCCUGUCGCUGACGGAGGCCGUGGGGCCGGCGUGGACGUUCCUCGUGUUCGGGGCCAUGUCGGUGCUCGCGCUCGGGUUCGUGCUCCUCUGCGUGCCGGAGACCAAGGGGCUCCCCAUCGAGGAGGUGGAGAAGAUGCUCCUCAAGCGGCGGUUCAGCCUCAGGUUCUGGAAGGCGCCGGCGGCGGCCGCCCAGGAGCGGCCGGACGGCGGGAAGGAGGAGGGCGUGUGAGAAUCCUGUAGUAGUUUUACUAGCGGUUGGUUGUACUGUAGUAAUUGGGCCGUAAUUAGGGCCUGCUUGGGAUUUGGAUCCAGCGUUUUAUAGUAGUGUGUUCCGCCAUUGAAUUACAAAUGGAAAACACCGCUCAAAAAAAUUUGGAAAACAGUCUGCUUGGGAUUUUCCUGUUUUCUAGUAAAAAACACCGUUGGUGA
Messenger RNA from Brachypodium distachyon (stiff brome), 2312 nucleotides. RefSeq names its product probable inositol transporter 2. Gene Ontology annotation, biological process: transmembrane transport. Bases 349 to 2112 code for a protein of 587 amino acids. Lineage: Eukaryota; Viridiplantae; Streptophyta; Magnoliopsida; Poales; Poaceae. The record is from RefSeq and is a predicted model, not a curated record. Gene Ontology annotation, molecular function: myo-inositol:proton symporter activity. The transcript is spliced from 3 exons. Gene Ontology annotation, cellular component: membrane.